Messenger RNA from Cuscuta europaea, 1697 nucleotides. Lineage: Eukaryota; Viridiplantae; Streptophyta; Magnoliopsida; Solanales; Convolvulaceae. The record is from the annotation of a GenBank genome assembly.
CACUCACAACCACCGCCUUUUUCUGAUGGAUUAGAAGGCGGGGGAUUUGUUAAGCUAUACGUUGGAGGAGUUCCAAGAACAGCUACAGAAGAAGAUAUUCGACACAUCUUUGGUGAGUACGGGCAUAUUGUCGAGGUUAUUCUCCUCAAGGAUAAAAAGAUUGAUCAUAAACAAGUGAGUUGUUUUGUGAAGUUUAGAACACUGGAUGAUGCUGAUCGAGCAAUUGUAGCAUUACAUGAUCGGCACACCAUCCCUGGGGCUCACUGUCCAUUACGAGUUAGGUACGCCGAGGGGGAGCGGGAACGGCUAGGCAGUUUUGGUGAACAUAUACACAAACUAUAUGUUGGUGGCAUGAACAGACAAACUUCCAAAAGGGAAAUUGAUGAAGUAUUUUCUCGGUAUGGGAUUAUUGAAUCAAUUUUCCUUGUACGUGACCGUGAUGAUCAAAAGCAAAGUCGAGGAUUUGCUUUUGUUCAGUUCUCUCGUAGAGACAUGGCAGUUGCUGCAAUCAGUGCACUACAUGGGACCUACACAAUGAGGGGUUGUGAUCACCCUUUGAUUGUUCGCUUUGCUGACCCCAGGAAGCCUAGAUUGGGAGACUCUAGAGCGGCAUCUUGUAUCAAUGAACCUUUUGGUGGACAUAUGCCACCAAAUUCGACCAGUCCAAAGCAGUCUCCAAUUGUUGGAAACACGCAGCAAACAGUAAUGAAUGUUUGUGCUGUACUAGAGCAAGCUUUUCCUUCGACGACGUCUUCUGCUAACAAGUCACCUUCAGAUACUGACUGUGAAUGGAGCGAACAUAUAUGUCCUGAUGGGUAUCCAUAUUACUACAACUGCAUGACGUGUGAGAGCCGGUGGGAGAAACCUGAUGACUAUGCACGCUAUGAGAAACAACUUGAGAUGCUUGAGGAUCAACAAAAUGCACAACCUACCACGGGGGAGGGGGUUGAAAUGGAUGUUCAAAGGCAGCCAUCUACCAAGGAACUCUGGAAACUUUCAUCAUCUACAGAAAAUGCUGCCAAUGUAAACGUGACUGGAAAAUCUUGUUCUGGUCGAGUCACUCUCAGUAGUACAUCACACACUUUUCAGUCACGAUCAUCACAACAUUGAAAUUCAAUCACAUGAUUGCGUUAGGUUCAGAUGCCAUUUACUUCAAGAUGUCAUUUUUGAGUACUAUGUAUUUUCAAAAACCUAAUUAUUGAACACAUACACAGAUGCAAGCAAGCCCGACAGUUUCUCCAGCUUGUGUAUGAAUAUCAUACUGAUUUACUGGUCAACAGCACCUAAAGGGAUUUGGACUCUUAAGACUAAGAUGGACCAAGUGUUGCGAUUGCCGGUAAUUGGUUUCUGCAAAUAUGAACUAACCUUACUGCAAUAGACAUCACUGUUAUUGCUGCUGGUGUCUUUCUCUAUAUCCUUAUGUAGGAGGAGAUAUCACUAGGAGCUUUAAGGGAGAGAUAUGUGUGUGUCAGUAUGUGUAUACAGUAUAAUGUAUCGACAUAUAAUCUUCUUUUAUGUACUGCCCUAUUUGAAGCUGUUUGAUGCUACUACUUUUAGUAUUUUAUUCCUUGCCAUUAUUGUCCAAGCAGUUCUUGUUUACCACAUUGUACAGACUACCUUUUAACUUGGGAUGUAUUUUUUUCAACAUAUUACCUUUUUUCUACUUUUAGUAUUUUAUUCCUUGUCAUUAUUGUCCA